This is a messenger RNA of Myotis brandtii (Brandt's bat), 865 nucleotides long. Its product is annotated as prolyl-tRNA synthetase associated domain-containing protein 1. The record is from RefSeq and is a predicted model, not a curated record. The annotation marks the transcript as partial. Gene Ontology annotation, molecular function: aminoacyl-tRNA deacylase activity. The transcript is spliced from 2 exons. NCBI's taxonomy places the organism in Eukaryota, Metazoa, Chordata, Mammalia, Chiroptera, Vespertilionidae.
GAGCACCCGGAGGUGUUUACAGUUGAAGAAAUGAUGCCUCAUGUCCAACAUUUGAAAGGAGCACACAGUAAGAACUUAUUUCUUAAAGACAAAAAGAAAAAAGGCUAUUGGCUGGUGACAGUUCUUCAUGAUCGACAAGUUAAUUUAAAUGACCUUGCCAAGCAGUUAGGUGUGGGAAGUGGAAAUCUGCGGUUCGCUGAUGAAACAGCCAUGCUAGAAAAGCUAAAAGUUGGCUCAGGCUGUGCCACACCCUUGGCACUAUUCUGUGAUGACGGAGAUGUGAAAUUUGUUCUGGACUCUGCUUUUUUGGAAGGUGGACAUGAAAAGGUGUACUUUCAUCCAAUGACCAAUGCUGCAACCAUGGGGUUGAGCCCUGAAGACUUUCUUACAUUUGUGAAGAAGACAGGACAUAAUCCCAUAAUACUGAAUUUUGAUAAAAACAACUAAUUGGGCCAAUGUUUAGAAUACAUUUACAUCUGAAAGCUGUUUUUCUUAAUUCUAAUUGGUAAAAAGCAUUAAAAGUAAUAAUAUUUAGCACCUUGAUUUGGUGACUACUUAAGUCAUUUUAGGAGGGGUAUUUCAUCUUAAAGCUGUUUUUAAAAAGAUAUAUUGAGGUAGUGUUAGCUCAGAUUCCUCUCCACUCCCCAUCCUCCAUUCCCCAUGACUCAUUACAGAAAUGCCCUCAAAAAUUAAGAAUAAAUUAACAUCAAAACUAAGAUUAACAUAUCUUGAACAGGUACUUAUUGUACUUGAAAAAAGCAGAUGGCAAAACAGCAUAUAUAAAAUUAUGCAUGUGAUAGUGCACAUAUAGGGAAAAAUUAAGAGGAAUAUAAGUAUAUUGUUGAUAAUGGUUCUCUUUUGGGAA